Molecule: messenger RNA, 2057 nt
Organism: Arabidopsis thaliana (thale cress)
Lineage: Eukaryota; Viridiplantae; Streptophyta; Magnoliopsida; Brassicales; Brassicaceae
Exons: 1
Coding region: 562-1824 (420 amino acids)
Source: RefSeq, marked reviewed
AUUGCGAGAAACAAAGAAAACUUAAGCCUCAAGAAAUCAAACCCACAAAAAAUCAAUUCAACAAAACCUCUUUCUGCUCUCUCUCUCUUUUUCAUUCCCAUAUGUUGCUUCCUUGAGUUUAUCUCUUCCCAAAGAAUGGGAAGCAACAUCUGAGGAUCCAUUUGAUUACCAUACAUAUAUUAAAAACAAAAACAUAUAUCUUUGUGUGUGCGCGUUAAUGAUGAAAUAGCAGAUUGAGAGCAAGAAAGAGGUCAUAGCUGAUAACCACAAUGGAGAUUCAGAGGAUGAGGCAGUUGAUGUCUCUUUGGUCUAAUUUGAAGAGUAGCCGCGUUUCUCUCACCGGUGGGAAUCAUACAGCCGCAAGGUUCUGCACUCGCUAGGCUCGCCUCUUCUCUCGCUAGCUUUUUCUUUCUUCUUUCUCUUCUUCUUACUUCCUUUUGAUUCUCUUUUAGCUCUCUAUUCUCUUCUCUUCUCUUCUCUUUUUCCUAUUUCUUUAACUUUCAACUGUACAUUUUCGCGCGCGCUCUUUGUCUCAGCUUUUAAGACAUAACAAAACAAGAUAUGGUGUUUGUUACUGUCCAAGACUUUCACUCCAUGUGCCAAAAGCAUUGUCACUACCUCUUGAAAAAGAGAGACCGCUCGAGCUCCUCUACAAGCUCUGCGGAUACUUUCCUCAAGGCUUCUCGCUCUGAAGUCUUGAGUCUCUUUAUGAGAUCAACGCUUUUGGCUUUGUUGUUUCUGUCAUUUACUUGGUUAAGUCUCCUGAAAUAUGGAACUACUGCAACCGCUCCAUCUAAGUCGGUUGAAUCUGACCUUCCUGAAUUACUACCUUUGCUCCUCAACGAUUUGGAGAAGCAAGGUCUCUUUAAGAUGGGUGAUAAAGCACUCUUCCUAAGUGGAGGAGAUGAUGAGGUCACUGUUUCUUCAUACUCUCAAACAGUGAUCGAAACUGAUAUGCUUCUUGUAUCUGCAAGCGAUCAGGAGAUGCAGAGCAUGGUACCAGAUGAGACCUUUGAUUUCGCCUUUGCGCAUUCUCGCCACAUUGACUCUGCUGAAUUUAUAGACAGGACUCUUAAAGUUGGCGGCAUCUUCACCGUCCAGCUCAACCUUCAAGAUCUUCCUCCAAAUUUCUUGAAACAUCCAAACUACGAGAUAGUUUACGUAAAGAGCUCUGAGUAUACGGUAAUGACGAUGAGGAAAACAGGGGAAACAGAGCAAAAACAGAGCUUAGUCGCCACCGGGAGAAAGCUUCUCGGUAUCACAGAAGAAGAUGCCAGGGAAAAAGCUUUGAGAAAGCUAGAGGAUGUUCUCCUUGAACCACCAAGAGCAGCUUCAAGGAAAUCAAGAACAUACUUCAAACGGACUCGGUACCUCCCAGACCUUAUGGGAGACAACUUGGACCUGGAGAGCUACUCGAGGCGGGUAUUCAUCGAUGUGGGAAACGGAAAAGGAAGCAGCGGAAUGGAAUGGUUUGUUGAAAAUUACCCAACAAGGAAUCAGAAGUUUGAGAUGUACAAGAUUGAGACGGUGAACGAUGAGAUGAGCCUAGAAUCUGAGAAAAUGGGAAUGACGGAGUGGCUGAAAGAGAAUGUCAAGGAAGAGGAAUACGUGGUGAUGAAGGCCGAGGCGGAAAUGGUGGAGGAGAUGAUGAGGAGCAAGUCGAUAAAAAUGGUGGAUGAGCUUUUCUUGGAGUGCAAGCCAAAGGGUUUAGGGCUAAGGGGAAGAAAGAUGCAGAGUAAAAGUGGUAGGGCUUAUUGGGAGUGUUUGGCUCUUUAUGGCAAACUAAGAGAUGAAGGUGUUGCUGUGCAUCAAUGGUGGGGUUGAAGUUAAAGAACAUGGAGACAGAACUGAGAGAGAAUAUCCAUCAAACCAGUCUCUUUUUAUUAUAUUUUCUGUUUGUUUUUUUUCCCUCUGUUGUUUCUUUUUGUGAAAGGCCUCUUUUUGUUUUUGUGUGUUAAUUUGUAAUCAUAAGUUUGUUGUUGUGUUUUAAGUAUUUUGUGGUGUUUAAGUUUGGGAUCUGAUGAGCUUAAUUAAAAGUGUUUCGUGUUUCCUUGUUG